UCUGUUCGCGUCGUCGAUUCGUUAGUAACGCAUAGACGGUGCAACUUAUCGUUUCGCAACUUCGAUCCUCUCUCGAUCUUCUGCCUUUAUCGUUAGAAGUGAUCGGUACGCGCGUGCGAGUGGCUCGCGCCGAUCUAACUCGCCGUAACGCUUCGUCUUCGUUCCAUCCGUUUGUUUCUCGUGCGAGUUAGAUCGAAAGGAAGCAGAUUCUAUUCGCCGUGAUGACAGACUACCUGAGCGACGAGAUGUCGACGAACAAUCCGGAGCUGAUGGUCCGGCGACCGGUCUACCAACAAGACGAGAUCAAUCACUUGUACAAAUAUGUCAAGCCUAAUGAAACGGUUUUUCAAAAUCUAUCAUCGAGAUGCCGAAAAUUCAACUGUUUGAAGGCUGCCAAAGAAUCGAUACCUUUAAUUGGUUGGUUAUCGAAGUAUAAUUGGAAAGGCAACAUCCUUGGAGACAUAAUCGCCGGGGUUACCGUCGCGGUGAUGCAUAUCCCUCAAGGAUUGGCGUACGCGAUACUGGGCAACGUACCACCGAUCGUCGGAAUUUACAUGGCAUUCUUUCCCGUUUUAGUUUACCUGUUUCUCGGCACUUCGAAGCACAAUUCGAUGGGUACGUUCGCGUUGGUUUGCAUGAUGACUGGAAAAGUGGUAGCCACUUAUAGCACCCCGGAGGAAUUACAGACGAACAACAAUGCUACGGAUAAUCAGGAAUUAUCCAGGAAUAAUCAAUAUUCCCCCGUGGAGGUUGCUACCGCGGUCACGUUCACCGUAGCUAUGAUUGAGCUAUUGAUGUAUCUACUGCGAUUGGGAGUGAUCGCCUCUUUACUGGCGGACAGUCUGGUCAGUGGAUUCACCACCUCGGCGGCGGUUCACGUGUUCACGUCGCAAAUAAAGGAUUUGUUAGGACUUAAGAAUCUACCUAAUCGGAAAGGAGCCUUCAAGUUGAUCUUCACUUACAUAGAUUACUUCGAGAACAUCAAAACCGUCAACUGGGUCGCGAUCGUCCUUUCUACCGUUAUCAUUCUCAUCCUGAUCCUCAACAAUUUUCUAAAGAAGAGAAUCGCAAGACUUAGUCCUCUACCGUUUCCCAUCGAAAUGCUGGCAGUGUUAAUUGGAACUAUUCUAUCAAUGUACCUGAAUCUUGGAGAAACUUAUGGACUGGCGACAGUCGGUCACAUACCAGUCGGAUUACCAACUCCGUUUCUACCUCCGUUCUCGUUGAUACCAAACAUCCUUUUGGACAGUUUCGUAAUCACCAUGGUGUCCUACACCAUAACCAUGUCGAUGGCGUUGAUCUUCGCACAAAAAUUGGGCUACGAGGUGGACUCGAACCAAGAACUAAUGGCUCAGGGUGUAGGUAACCUUGUUGGAUCCUUCUUCUCUUGCAUGCCAUUUACAGCUUCCUUGUCCAGGUCUUUGAUCCAGCAGACUGUUGGAGGACACACUCAGCUGGCUAGCCUGAUAUCCUGUGGCCUUCUGAUCAGUGUCCUACUAUGGAUUGGUCCGUUCUUUGAGCCUCUACCACGGUGUGUUCUAGCCAGCAUCAUCGUGGUAGCUCUGAAUGGAAUGCUGAUGAAAGUGAAAGAGUUGAAGAAAUUCUGGAAUCUGGACAAGAUGGACGGAAUCAUCUGGGCCGUGACGUUCAUUACCGUCAUUCUGUUGGACGUGGAGUAUGGUCUGAUGGCCGGGAUAUUCUUCUGCAUAGGGAAACUGAUCCUGUUCGCCGUUCGUCCGUACACCUGUUCGCUGGCCCAAGUGCCUGGUACCGAGCUUUAUCUGGAUAGCAAGAGAUAUAAAGGCACGGUCGAGCUACCGGGUAUCAAGAUAUUUCAUUACUCCGGCAGUUUAAACUUUGCCUGUCGUCAGCAGUUUCGUGAGGAGGUGUACAAAGUGGCCGGACGAAAGCCCCGGAAGAAUACGAGGCACGAGGAGUUGAAGGAAAUUAAACAGCUGCAAACGUUGAUACUGGACUUCAGCGCGUUGACUCACAUAGAUCUGGCGGGUACAACGACCCUAGGAAACCUGAUCAGCGAGUACUGCGACAUCAAUAUCGCAGUGUACAUAGUCGGCUGUUCCGGACCCGUGUACGAGAUGAUGAGAAAGUGCAAUCUGACGGAAUUAGGAGGCGGUCUCUUCUCCAUGUUCCCCACCGUGGCUGACGCGGUGCACUUUGCAAGAUGCAACGAGUUGACGCACGCACCGGCAUGGUACUCCUCCAUGUAGGAGGAGCCGAGAAUACUAAUCGUCGGUGACCAGUGUUCAUUCAUGUUUUACGAACAGUGGAUACUCAAUUAACGCAACGUCUGUUGCGAUCUUUAAACUGCCCCUGUUCCUGCGUGAUAUAUUUAAGCGAUUCCUUGAUGAAUGAAGCCUCGUAAAAGAGGCAGUACGCUUGAUUAAAUGUGAUACACGUGGGUGUGUAUGUAUGUGAUAUUGUUCUGUGAUUGAUUCCUAGCUCGAAAGAGUUUGAAAAUUCACGAGGACCAAAUGGAAGCAAAUUAGUCCGGAUCGUAAAGGGUUAAGGAUUCCUGAGAGUACUUUUGAUAUUUGUGAUCGGAUAUUGAUCGAUUAUUAGUUUGCUCAAUUUAGAUAUUCCUGAUUCAUUAUCGCUCUUGGCGAGACAUCAUCGCGACGUGAUUUCGAAUUCCGUGCAUGCAGAAGCACGUGCCGAUCGCACAAUGUUAAACAUGAAUAUAUAACAUAGUUGCAUGCCGUUGCAACGUUAGAAAACGCGUUUUCUAAACUAUGACGACACGAAGUCCUUACGGUGCAUUAAAAAAGUCAACCGACUGUGAUCGAUGCGUUUUGUUUCACUGAUCAAAUUUCGUAACAUCGAUUUCUAAGUAUUGUGAAAAAGAACAAUAUUAUGUUAAAUAAAUUUAUGUUGUAAUAUAA
This is a messenger RNA of Osmia bicornis bicornis, 2900 nucleotides long. RefSeq names its product solute carrier family 26 member 6-like. Gene Ontology annotation, cellular component: membrane. The record is from RefSeq and is a predicted model, not a curated record. The coding region runs from base 222 to 2228 and encodes 668 amino acids. Gene Ontology annotation, biological process: transmembrane transport. Gene Ontology annotation, molecular function: bicarbonate transmembrane transporter activity; chloride transmembrane transporter activity; oxalate transmembrane transporter activity. Lineage: Eukaryota; Metazoa; Arthropoda; Insecta; Hymenoptera; Megachilidae. The transcript is spliced from 14 exons.